AUGCAGCUUCUCCAUACGCUUCUCGUUCGAGAUGAGAAGGACGGCCCUGUGCCCUCCUGCGAGACGGGCAAUGAGUAUGAUGGUCGCAUGGGCCUGCGUAUCUCCUCGAUUUUCGUCAUAAUGGUGGGCUCCAUGUUUGGGGCUGUCUUCCCGGUUCUAGUUGGAAACUAUCGGAAGUCGAAAUUCUCGAGCUGGGCUUUUUUUGUUGCCAAGUAUUUCGGCUCCGGUGUGAUCAUUGCCACGGCUUUCAUUCACCUGUUGGCUCCUGCAGAAGAGGCUCUCACCAAUGAAUGCUUGACUGGCCCGAUCACGGAAUAUUCCUGGGUCGAGGGCAUCAUUCUCAUGACUAUUGUGGUGUUGUUUUUCGUGGAAUUGAUGGUCAUGCGCUAUGCUCGCUUUGGUCAGGGCCAUUCGCAUGACUUAGACGACAGCCACCACCAUGACCAUGGCCAUGACCAAGGCCAUGACCAAGACUUUAUCCAAGGCACGGGGGGCGCUGAUUCCAAGGGUCAUAUGCCCGGCGAGGAUCACCUUGGCCAUUCCCGCGAACACAAUGACGUCGAAGGGAGCUCCAAAUCUGCGGUGCUGGAGGAGUACAUGGCUCAGCUGACGUCCAUCUUUAUCCUGGAAUUCGGCAUUAUCUUCCACUCCGUCUUCAUCGGGUUGACACUGGCGGUAUCUGGCAGCGAAUUUGUAACCCUCUACAUUGUGCUGGUGUUCCAUCAAACGUUCGAAGGCCUAGGUCUAGGAUCCCGUCUGGCGGAGGUCCCAUGGCCGCGUUCGAAACGACUUACUCCGUAUGUCCUGGGGAUUGCAUUCGGGCUGUCCACGCCCAUUGCAAUUGCUGUUGGACUGGGCGUGCGCAAGGCAUAUCCACCGGAGGGGCGAACGACGCUGAUUGUCAACGGAGUGUUUGACUCGAUCUCGGCGGGGAUUCUCAUCUAUACGGCGCUUGUGGAGCUGAUGGCGCACGAGUUCAUGUUCAGCGCAUCAAUGCGCAAGGCGCCGAUCCAGCAUGUGCUUGCAGCGUUUGGGCUGCUUUGUCUGGGUGCACUGUUGAUGGCUUUGCUUGGAAAAUGGGCGUAA
Messenger RNA from Aspergillus tanneri, 1086 nucleotides. RefSeq names its product low-affinity Zn(2+) transporter ZRT2 (gene zrfB). Gene Ontology annotation, molecular function: low-affinity zinc ion transmembrane transporter activity. Lineage: Eukaryota; Fungi; Ascomycota; Eurotiomycetes; Eurotiales; Aspergillaceae. The coding region runs from base 1 to 1086 and encodes 361 amino acids. Gene Ontology annotation, biological process: zinc ion import across plasma membrane. Gene Ontology annotation, cellular component: plasma membrane. The transcript has a single exon. The record is from RefSeq and is a predicted model, not a curated record.